AUGAUUAAGGUUUCCUUCCUUUACGCCAACGAAGAGGGCAAGAAUUUUAAUAUGGACUACUACACGGGCACGCAUAUGCCCAUGGUGCACCAGCGGCUGGACUCGAUGGGACUGCUGCGGAGCGAGAUUGAGACCGGCGUAAGUUCCGCCGACCCCAACGCUCCGGCGCCCUUUGUCGCCGUGGGCAAUCUUUACUUCAACACCACCGACGAGGUCCACGAGGGGUUCAAGACCCACGGUCGGGAGUUGAUGGGCGACACGGCCAACUACACCGACAUUCGCCCGCAAAUCCAGAUCAGCGAACUGGUUUAG
Molecule: messenger RNA, 312 nt
Organism: Geodia barretti
Lineage: Eukaryota; Metazoa; Porifera; Demospongiae; Tetractinellida; Geodiidae
Source: the annotation of a GenBank genome assembly